AAAAAAGUUAUUAUUUAUUCACUUUUCAUGAGUGAUUGUAUGACAAACAGACACAUUAUUGGGACCAGCAGCAGAGAGGAUACAGUGGACCAGGGACAGCGCUGCCUCCUACUGGAGUUAAGGAGAGUAAAGAAGUCCCUGAGAGGAGAGGAGAGUGAAGUCUGAUGUGUGGGUAUCCAGACAGAACACAGGUGAGGUUUGAUUUAGACUUCCUGACGUCAUCAUUUUAAAUUCUUAAUGACGUUUAAAACAUGGAUUCGAAUCAGUGCCACGAUGCUUGUAGUUCCAGGGUAAGGCCAGCAGACGGCACCAGAGACUCGGUUUUCUUCUGCCUUUGACUGCCGUUUAUUUACAUCGAGGGUGAUUUGAUUGUUGGACAUUUGCAGCCGUAAUGAACUGCCUUAAUAAAACUAAUGAAAUACAGUUAAUUAUUAUCAUCAGUAUCACACAGACAAAUGACCGCACGCUGUGUGUGUGUGUGUGUUAGUUUUAAACACUUAAAUGAACACAUCACAUUUUAUAUUUAAAAAACAAAUCAGUAAAAUAUCUUUGAAUUGAAAGCCAAAAGUUUAAAUGUACAGUUUGUGUGUGUUUUAGCGCCAUCUAAUGUUUGUUUUUUCGUUGCUCAGCCCUCACUCCACCGUUGUUGUCUGAGCUGUGAGAAGAACUUCUUGAUGUCAGUGGAACACGAAGCUCCUCAGUGUUUGAUGUCAUGAUAAUCCAAUAUGGCCGCCACAUCUUAGAGCUAGCUGCUGCUGUACCGUUACUGUUUACGGAAACAUUAACGUGAAACAUCAGUGUCAGGUAAAACAACACGUUCAACACGAGUCAAACUCAGGGCAUUAACGAGUCGACGGUGUUUAAAUGUCACAUUUAUCGGACCUUCGUGUUUAUUAUAGACACAUUUAGAAAUGGCGGCGGAUAAACGGUGCUUGUUUUGCGUGAAGACUCAGGUGUGGUCACGUGGUCCCAGUCGCACCCGUUCACUCCACCAAAGGUGUGGCCUCCGUUUCUGCGGCGCCUCCUAUCGGUGAUGAGCGGAGCUGCGCUACAGCCGUUCUCCUCCCUUCAACCUCAGCAGAGUCACGUGACUGUAGCAGCAGCAAACGGCGGUGGAGCCUCAUCACCAUCAUCACUAUCAGCGCCUCCACCAACACCAUCAUCAUCAUCACCAGCAGCAGCAGCAAAAACAGCCGCCGACCAACGAGAGCUGCGCCGCAGGAGCUCGACGUUCUCUUCAUCGACCCACGGAGCCGGAGCUCGACAUGGCGGAGCCCCGUUAACUGCUCACCGAGCUCCGACACUUUCCUCUUUGUUCUGCCUCGACGUCUCCAGCGUUUUACCCGCACCUCCGCUUAGGAGCAGCGGGAGAAGCAGUUUUAAACACCGCGGAAGAGGGGGAGGAGGAGGAGGUGGUAGUGGUGGAGGAGGAAGGAGGUGUUUUCGUAUCCGAAUGGCGGACCGAGAGGCGUCGCCGAUCCCGCUGGAGAUCCGAGCCCGGCUGGCAGAGCUGGAGCUGGAGCUGUCAGAGGGGGACAUCACUCAGAAGGGUUAUGAGAAGAAGAGGUCCAAGCUGAUCAGGGCAUAUGUUCCACACGCUGGAGGUAUGGAAGGACCAAUGUCUCACCGGGCGGCACUAGGACCCCCGUCUGCUGCUCGUUUCCACAGACGGAGAACGUCCGGCACCAGGGACGAACGAUACCGUUCAGACGUCCACACGGACACGGUCCAGGCCGUGCUGGCCCGUCACGUGGAGAGGAAGGUCGCUGUGCCCAUGCCGUCCAAGAGACGCUCUCUGGUGGUUCAGACGUCCAUGGAUGCAUACACACCUCCAGGCCUGUCCCCCCUGUGCUCAGACUCCUCGUCGGGCUCAGAGGAGGAGGCGGGGCCAGGCGACGACAUGUCUGGUAUGGAGCACUGGAUGACCCGCCCCUCUCCGCUCGGCCCCGCCCACCUGGGCUCCACUUCCUCCUCAUCCUCAUCCACGCAGAGCGGAGGUAGCGGCAACGCGGGCCGCUUGGCCGACUCGCUGGCCCACGCGCACAUCUCCCACCUGGGCCACGGCCACAUAGCCCACACACACCUGGGCCAGUCCCAUCACCAGCAGAGUCACCACGGUAUCGGUCACUUGUCCUUGAAGAGGAAAGGAGCUCUGAGCGUAGCAGAAAACGGAGGCUCUCUGAGACGAUCCUGUGAGUUUGGCUCCGACAUGCUGUGGCCGCCACCUCUGGAGUCUGACGAGAACCACUCGGCCCCCCCUGAUGUGACAGGCUACUCCUCAGACUCUCCCCACUCCCACACGGAGCGCCACCACAUGGCCAACAUGGGCACCAUCGCCAGGAACACGCAGAAGUACGGCAACGCCGAGCGCAUGGAGACGGGCGACGGAGUUCCAGUCAGCAGUCGGGUGUCAGCAAAGAUCCAGCAGCUGGUGAACACGCUGAAGCAGCCGCGCCGACCGCCGCUACGAGAGUUCUUUGUCGACGACUUUGACGAGCUCCUGGAGGUCCAGCAGCCUGACCCCAAUCAGCCUCGACCAGAGGGGGCGGAGAUGAUGCCCGUGCGGGGCGAGGCUCUGGGUGUGGUCACCAACUGGCCUCCCUCCCUGGAGGCGGCGCUGCAGCGCUGGGGCACCAUCUCUCCAAAGGCCCCCUGUCUCACCAGCCUGGACACAGCAGGAAAGCCCCUCUACGUCCUCACCUACGGGAAGUUGUGGUCUCGCAGCAUCAAGCUGGCCUACAACAUCCUGCACAAACUGGGCAGCAAACAGGAGCCCAUGGUGCGACCUGGAGACCGGGUGGCGCUGGUGUUCCCUAACAACGACCCUGUCGCUUUCAUGGUGGCCUUCUACGGGUGCCUGCUGGCCGAGGUGGUUCCUGUCCCGAUAGAGGUUCCUCUGAGCCGGAAGGAUGCGGGCAGUCAGCAGAUCGGCUUCCUGUUGGGCAGCUGUGGCGUGACGGUGGCUCUGACCAGCGACGCCUGUCACAAAGGUCUGCCCAAGAGCGCCACGGGGGAGAUCCCACAGUUCAAAGGUUGGCCUAAACUCCUGUGGUUUGUCACGGAGUCCAAACAUCUGUCCAAACCUCCGCGGGACUGGUUUCCUCACAUCAAAGACGCAAACAACGACACGGCGUACAUCGAGUAUAAGACCUGUAAAGAUGGAAGUGUGUUAGGAGUCACCGUGACCAGGAUCGCUCUGCUCACACACUGCCAGGCGCUGACCCAGUCCUGCUGCUACACUGAGGCUGAGACCAUCGUGAACGUCCUGGACUUUAAGAAGGACGUUGGUCUGUGGCACGGCAUCCUGACGAGCGUGAUGAACAUGAUGCACGUGAUCAGCGUUCCCUACUCACUGAUGAAGGUCAACCCUCUGUCGUGGAUCCAGAAAGUCUGUCAAUAUAAAGCUAAGGUCUCCUGUGUGAAGUCCAGGGACAUGCACUGGGCUCUGGUGGCCCACAAAGACCAGAAGGACAUCAACCUGAGCACCCUGAGGAUGCUGCUGGUGGCCGAUGGUUCAAAUCCCUGGUCCAUCUCCUCCUGUGACGCCUUCCUCAACGUCUUUCAGACCAAAGGUCUGCGAGGAGAGGUCAUCUGUCCCUGUGCCAGCUCGCCCGAGGCGCUCACCGUCGCCAUCAGGAGGCCCGUGGAGGACAGCAGCCAACCUCCAGGUCGAGGCGUCCUCUCCAUGCAGGGUCUGAGUUACGGCGUGGUCAGAGUGGACACCGAGGAGCGACUGUCUGUGCUGACGGUGCAGGACGUUGGCACCGUCACACCAGGAGGCCUGGUGUGUGUGGUGAAGCCUGACGGCGUUCCUCUGCUCUGUCAGACGGACGAGAUCGGGGAACUCUGCGUCUGCUCCGUGGCCACCGGCACCUCCUACUACGGCCUCACGGGCAUGACCAAGAACACCUUUGAGGUGUACCCGGUCAGCUCCGGCGGCGGUCUGAUCAGUGAGUACGCCUUCGUGAGGACCGGUCUGCUCAGCUUCAUCGGCCCUGGCGGCCUGGUCUUCAUCACAGGUAAGAUGGACGGCCUCAUCAUGGUGAGUGGGCGGAGACACAACGCCGACGACAUCGUGGCCACGGCCCUGGCAGUGGAGCCCAUGAAGUUCGUCUACAGAGGCAGGUGA
Messenger RNA from Cynoglossus semilaevis (tongue sole), 4129 nucleotides. Its product is annotated as disco-interacting protein 2 homolog C-like. The record is from RefSeq and is a predicted model, not a curated record. NCBI's taxonomy places the organism in Eukaryota, Metazoa, Chordata, Actinopteri, Pleuronectiformes, Cynoglossidae. The transcript is spliced from 22 exons. The coding region runs from base 1034 to 4129 and encodes 1031 amino acids.